Messenger RNA from Dipodomys spectabilis (banner-tailed kangaroo rat), 4116 nucleotides. It is a transcript of the gene Igsf3, whose product is annotated as immunoglobulin superfamily member 3. The record is from RefSeq and is a predicted model, not a curated record. Bases 413 to 4057 code for a protein of 1214 amino acids. Lineage: Eukaryota; Metazoa; Chordata; Mammalia; Rodentia; Heteromyidae. The transcript has 11 exons.
CGGAGCCCCAGCGAGGAGACCGACACCCUCACGGCGGAGCCAAGGACGUCCUCGUAUAAUCGGAGAAGGAAAGGGGCUCCUCGCGCCUCUCCCCCCUCGUUCUCCUGGAGGAUUUAACCCACCGCAGGCUACAGUUCCAGUGGAAACCGCCGUGCAGACCAUGUGGCAGGAGCCGGGAGUGCUUUCGACCGGCCCCGGGGGCCUCCCCUAGCCUGGGGGACCAGGACCCUCCGCGCCCCCCUGCAAUCCCUCUCCCUGUCUCCCACCCCCUCCCGCUGGUGGCUCCUCUCCGACGUCGACGUCGUGAUCGUCGUCGCUUGAGUUAAGUUCCAUCUCCCCAACUCUCCUGGGGAGCUACAAUCGGAUUGCCAGAAAUGAGAGAUUAAGUGCUGGCGUUGAGUCCUGCCUAACCAUGAAGUGCUUUGUCCCCGUGCUGAGUUGUCUGGCUGUGCUGGGUGUGGUGUCGGCACAGAGGCAGGUGGCCGUGCAGGAGGGACCCCUGUACCGCACCGAGGGCUCCCACAUCACCAUCUGGUGCAACGUUAGUGGCUUCCAGGGCCCAGCCGAGCAGAACUUCCAGUGGUCCAUCUACCUGCCAUCGGCCCCGGAGCGCGAGGUGCAGAUCGUCAGCACAGUGGACCCCUCCUUCCCCUAUGCCAUCUACACGCAGCGCGUCCGCGGCGGCAAGAUCUUUGUGGAGAGGAUCCAGGGCCACGCGGCAUUGCUGCACAUCACCGACCUCCAGGCCCGAGACGCAGGCGAAUACGAGUGCCACACGCCCAACACGGACGAGCGCUACUUCGGGAGCUACAGCGCCAAGAUGACCCUCGUGGUGAUCCCAGAUACCCUGCAGGCCACCGCCAUGCCCCAGACCCUGCACCGGGUGGAGCAGGAUGCCCUAGAGCUCAGCUGCGAGGUGGGCACAGACACAGAGCAGCAUAGCCACGUGUCUGUGUCCUGGCUGCGGCAGAACGGAGGCGAGAUGCCGGUGGAAGUCAUCUCCCUGAGCCGGGACUUCGUGCUGCACUCCAGCAGCGACUAUGCCCAGCGGCAGAGCCUGGGCGAGGUGCGGCUGGACAAGCUGGGGAGGACCACCUUCCGCCUCACCAUCUUCCACCUGCAGCCCUCUGACCAGGGCGAGUUCUACUGCGAGGCUGCCCAGUGGAUCCAGGACCCCGAUGGCUCAUGGUACGCCAUGACCCGGAAGCGCUCCGAGGGUGCAGUGGUCAACGUCCAGCCUACCGACAAAGAUUUCACGGUCCGGCUGGAGACUGACAAGCGGCUGCACACGGUGGGCGAGCAGGUGGAGUUCCGGUGCAUCCUGGAGGCUCAGAACAUUCCAGAUCGCUACUUUGCUGUCUCCUGGGCCUUCAACAGCUCGCUCAUCGCCAGCAUGGGCCCCAACGCCGUGCCUGUCCUCAACAGUGAGUUCGCCCACCGGGAGGCCAAGGGACAGCUGAAGGUGUCCAAGGAGAGUGAUGGCGUGUUCGUGCUGAAGAUCUUCCACCUCCGCCAGGAGGACAGCGGCAAGUACAACUGCCGCGUGACGGAGCGUGAGAAGACUGUCACCGGCGAGUUCCUGGACAAGGACAGCAAGCGCCCCAAGAACGUCCCCAUCAUCGUGCUCCCGCUCACAGAUGACUGGGUAGUUAAAGUCCCCCAGCACCACCAGAACCUGCCCCAAGGCCACUUGGAGAGCAGUAUCUCCGUGGAGGUGUCCAGCAACACCAGCACGGUCCUCGAGGGUGAGAGCCUGCGCUUCCUGUGCAGCGUGCGUGCGGCGGGCCGGCCGCAGGGCCGCUUCUCUGUCAUCUGGCAGCUGGUGGACAGGCAGCACCGCCGCAACAACGUUAUGUGGCUGGACCGCGACGGCACCGUGCAACCAGGCUCCACCUACUGGGAGCGCAGCAGCUUUGGGGCCGUGCAGAUGGAGCAGGUGCAGCCCAACGCCUUCAGCCUGGCCAUCUUCAACAGCAGGAAGGAGGAUGAGGGCCAGUAUGAGUGCCAUGUGACCGAGUGGGUGCGGGCCGUGGACGGCGAGUGGCAGAUUGUGGCCGAGCGCCGAGCCAACACGCUGGUCUCUAUCACAGCUUUGGACACAGGUUUUGCGGUGACAGCCAUCUCGAGGACACCAGGGGUGACCUACAGCGACUCGUUCGACCUUCAGUGCAUCAUAAAGCCGCACUACCCCACCCGGGUCCCCCUGUCAGUGACGUGGCGCUUCCAGCCCGUGGGCACCGGGGCCUUCCACGACCUGGUGACCUUCACACGGGAUGGCGGCGUCCAGUGGGGGGACAGGUCCUCCACCUUCCGGACGCGGACCGCCAUCGAGAAGGCUGAGGCCAGCAACAGCGUCCGCCUGAGCGUCAGCCGGGCGAGUGACACGGAGGCGGGCAAGUACCAGUGCGUGGCGGAGCUGUGGCGCAGGAAUCACAACAGCAGCUGGACGCAGCUGGCCGAGAGAACCUCCAACCUGCUGGAGAUCCGGGUGCUGCAGCCAGUGACGAAGCUGCAGGUGAGCAAGUGGAAGCGCACGCUGUCGGUGGUGGAGGGCGGCUCCAUCCAGCUCAACUGCUCGGUGCGCGCGCAGACCAGCGCGGACUCACGCUUCGCCGUGCUGUGGUACGUGCACCGCGCCGCCGACGCCGACGGCAAGCUCAUCCUCAAGACCACGCACCGCGCCGCCUUCGAGUACGGCACCUACGCCGAGGAGGCGCGGCUGCGCGCGCGCCUGCAGCUCGAGCGCCUGGCGGCCGGCGGCCUCUUCAGCCUCACCGUGCACCGCGCCGAGCUGGCCGACAGCGGCAGCUACUACUGCCACGUAGAGGAGUGGCUGCUCAGCCCCAACUACGCCUGGUACAAGCUGGCCGAGGAGGUCUCGGGGCGCACGGAGGUCACCGUCCGCCAGCCAGACAGCCGCCUGAAGCUGAGCCAGGCGCAGGGCAACCUGUCGGUGCUGGAGACGCGGCGCGCGCAGCUGGAGUGCGUGGUGCUGAACCGCACGAGCACGGCGUCGCAGCUGGCCGUGGAGUGGUUCGUGUGGAAGCCCAACCAGCCGGAGCGGGAGACGCUGGCGCUGCUGGGCCGCGACCACACCUUCAGCUACGGCGAGCAGGCGGCGCGGCAGCGGCUGCGCGGGCGGCUGCACGCCGAGAGCCCGGCGCCGGGCGUGUUCCGGCUGCAGGUGGACGACGUGGCCGUGCAGGACAGCGGCGCCUACAGCUGCCGCGUGGAGGAGUGGCUGCCCGGGCCCGGCGGCGCCUGGUACAAGCGCGCGGAGGACACCGCGGGCCCCACCACCCUGACGGUGCUGCGGCCAGAUGCGGCCCUGCAGGUAGACUCGGUGGUCCCCAACACCACCGUGUCGGAGAAGGCCACCUUCCAGCUGGACUGUAGCAUCGUGUCCCGCUCAAGCCAGGACUCACGCUUUGCCGUAGCCUGGUACUCCCUGAGGACUAGAGCCGGAGGGAGGAGGGGCAGCCUUGGUCCGGAGAGCGAGGAGGAGGAGUUGAAGGAGGAGGAGCGGGACAGGGAGGAGCAGGAGCCGGAGGAUCCCACAGAGCGGACUGUACUGCUGAGUGUGGACCCCGAUGCCGUCUUCGGCCCUGAGGGUGGCCCCUGGCAGGGCCGGCUCCGCUUCCAGAGGCUGUCACCCCUGCUGUUCCGCCUCACCGUGCUACGAGCCAGCCCCCAUGACACGGGCAACUACUCCUGCCGAGUGGAGGAGUGGCUGCGGGGCCCCCAGGACUGGUACCGGCUCACGGAGGAGGAGUCCGCCCCCGUCAGCAUCCGAGUGCUGGACACCGGCCCCACGCUGCAGUCUCUCAUCUGCUCCAACGACGCGCUGUUCUACUUCGUCUUCUUCUACCCGUUCCCCAUCUUCGGCAUCCUCGUCAUCACCAUCCUGCUCGUGCGUUUCAAGAGCCGGGGUGCGGGCCGUGGCGCGGAGGGGAAGAACGGGGUGCCGCUGCUGUGGAUCAAGGAGCCGCACCUCAACUACUCCCCAACCUGCUUAGAGCCCCCGGCGCUCAGCAUCCACCCGGGGGCCAUCGACUAGCGGGCCGUGGGGCCCCCGGCAGUGCCGGCACCCACCGCGGCUGCCGGGAAAACACCACU